GAGUACAUGCGGUGCGUGCUUGAGCGUAGUCAAGAUACAAACUGUACAUACACUUGAUCAAGUUCCCCAAAUCCAGCCCCUCAAAAUAAAGAAGCCAAUUAACGGCACAGUAAACACGAUAAAUCCGCUACGUGAAACGGAGUGAACGGAAGGCAAACGUAUACGAACCAAUCCGACAGGUCGGUCUCUUCACAGCCUCGUUUUCGUCAAAAUCGCGCAUCGUCGUCAGCCACGGACGGGCCAAUGCCAGUAAAUAAGCUUUCUAGGCCUUCACAGCCUCCCGCUUACCCCAGAUCCGAUUUUCGCACAAGUAUGUACAGACGAUAACGAGACUCAACGCUCGAAUGCAUCGCUCGUCGCUGGCCAUGAACGUUCCGGCAGUCAAUCCGCGCAGAAAGGCGCUUCUGAUCGGGAUCAACUACACGGGCUCGAGGCAUGAGCUUCACGGAUGUCAGCAGGAUGUGCGCAACAUGAUCCCUUUUCUGCAAGCGCGAGGAUUUCCGGCCCAUGAGCCAUACAUGGUUGUGUUGGCGGAUGACCGAGGCGGCAACUACUACCCAACUGCGCACAACAUCCUCGCGGCGAUGGACUGGCUGGUCUCAGAACCUGGAUAUUCUUGUUUCCUACAUUAUUCCGGCCACGGGGGCCAAGUCGUUGACCCGUACGGUGACAGACCGACGGGAUUUAAUGAUACGAUAGUCCCAGUGGAUUUUGAGAGAGCCGGACAGAUCGACAGCGGAACGUUGCAUCGGCAUCUUGUGUCUCAGCUGGCACCCGGCUGUCAGCUUCACAUUGUCUUCGACUGCUGCCACAGUGGUUCGGCAGUCGAAUUACCAUAUGUGUAUCGCAGCGACGGUGACGGCAGGGUCAGCUUGAUUGACAACUUCCGACAAGGUGUUCGCCUCAUGGAAGCAGGAUCGCAUUUGAUCCGAGGUGGGUUCAACUUCUCUAAGAUCGGAGAGGCAGCGGAGCUCUACGCUGGUGCCCAAAGCUUCUUCAAUGGCCUCAAGUACAUGAACACGGACGAGGACGGACUGGGCGAAGAGCAUUUCCACAACGAUUGGAAGGCGGAGAACAAGCGCGUGAUCAUGUUCUCGGGAUGUCGAGAUGAACAGACGAGCGCAGACGCGACCAUUGGCGGCAGCCAUGUCGGCGCGAUGAGCUGGGCGUUUUUGGAGAGCAUGAGGAGAUUCGGCAAUCAGAGUUAUCUACAGAUUUUGCAGAGCACGCGCCAACUGCUCAAAGCCUCGCGAUAUUCGCAGAUUCCUCAGAUGAGCGUUGGACAGAUGAUGGAUCUAGAUCAGCCACUAUAUCUGUAGAAGGCUUCGUCUGUACCGACAUUGCAGGGCGUAGCCU
Verruconis gallopava is the source of this 1356-nucleotide messenger RNA. RefSeq lists its product as uncharacterized. The transcript has 2 exons. Bases 345 to 1319 code for a protein of 324 amino acids. Gene Ontology annotation, molecular function: cysteine-type endopeptidase activity. Gene Ontology annotation, biological process: proteolysis. NCBI's taxonomy places the organism in Eukaryota, Fungi, Ascomycota, Dothideomycetes, Venturiales, Sympoventuriaceae. The record is from RefSeq and is a predicted model, not a curated record.